Messenger RNA from Nycticebus coucang (slow loris), 1130 nucleotides. It is a transcript of the gene ENHO, whose product is annotated as energy homeostasis associated. Gene Ontology annotation, biological process: positive regulation of Notch signaling pathway. NCBI's taxonomy places the organism in Eukaryota, Metazoa, Chordata, Mammalia, Primates, Lorisidae. The coding region runs from base 485 to 715 and encodes 76 amino acids. The transcript has 2 exons. Gene Ontology annotation, cellular component: plasma membrane. The record is from RefSeq and is a predicted model, not a curated record.
CGAACUCUGCGCAGCUCCCGCCGCCGCCGCCGCCCGAGCGCCGCCGAGCCACCGAGCUAGCGGCCGCGGCCGCGGAGGAGGUGCCGCCCCAGGGGGAGGAGGUGCCCGCUCGCCGCGGACCGCCCGCGGCAGAGGCCGCCCCGGUCGCGCCGCGGCGGGAGCGGCCGGCGGAGGCUGCGCGGCCGAGGGGGAGGGCCGGGGGAGUGGACGUCGCCUCUGCCGGUCUCCCGCCGCCCCCCGUCCGCAGGCUUCCGAACCUCAGUCGGCGCUAAGCAUCCCGCUGCCUCGGACCCUCCUGCGGGCGCGCACCAGGCUCACCUCAGGCUCAGGACUGCAGGUAGACAUCGCCACUGCCCAGGAAUCAUUGAACGUGCAGAAAGGACAGCCUCUUUGGAAGGCCGGCCUUACUGGAGUCCCACCUCGGCAUGGGCCUUGCCAUUGAGGCAGCUCCGCUGUCUGUGCUGGUCUGAGGGUGCUGCCCGUCAUGGGGGCAGCCAUCUCCCAGGGGGCCCUCAUUGCCAUCGUCUGCAACGGCCUCGUAGGCUUCUUGCUGCUGCUGCUCUGGGUCAUUCUCUGCUGGGCCUGCCACUCUCGCUCUGCUGACAUCGACUCUCUCUCCGAAUCCAGUCCCAACUCCAGCCCGGGCCCCUGUCCUGAGAAGGCACCACCACCCCAGAAGCCUAGCCAUGAAGGCAGCUAUUUGCUGCAGCCCUGAAGGCCCCUGGCCUAGGCUGGAGCCUGGGACUUAAGUCCACCACACCCAGAGCCUGGGAUCAGGAUUCCAGAGUUCAGCCAGCCUGGGAUCCAGAACUUGGAGUCCAGCCUACUUUGAGUUGGAUCCAGCAGCCCAUAAUCUAGCCAGCCUGGCACCAGGAAGGGCUCAUUGGCCCUAGGGAGACGGUCCUGGGGUAGGAGUUCAUGAGUUGGUGCUAGGGCCAGGGCCAUCUGGACUCUGCUCCAUCCCAAGGGCCAAGGGGUGGGUCUACCCUUUCCCUAGGCUGAGCACCUCUAGGCCCUGUAGGUUGGGGAAGCAAACUGGAACCCAUGGCAAUAAUGGGAGGGUGUCUAGGCUGGGCCCCUCCCCUGGUCCUCCCACUGUUUGCUGGAUAAUAAAAGGAAGUAUGGCUCUA